Messenger RNA from Rotaria sordida, 159 nucleotides. The record is from the annotation of a GenBank genome assembly. NCBI's taxonomy places the organism in Eukaryota, Metazoa, Rotifera, Eurotatoria, Philodinida, Philodinidae.
AGAACAAUUAAUGUUCGAGAAUAUUUUCUUCAAGAUAUUAUUCAAUUACUCAGUUUUCAACCAAUCAAUGCAAUAUCAAAAAGUCAAAAACAAAUUAAUAAAAAUCGAAAAUUACAACAUGAUGAUAAUGGUUAUCAUCAACGACAUAAACAUUCAUAA